AGCCGAAAGUGAACUUGACAAUGUGGUGCAGUUGCUUGAAUAACUGUCACUCUUUCUUUUUGCGUAAAGCAUUUAUUUUUAUGCCUUUGCAGUGUAUUGGUAUUUAUAUUUUGUUUUUUGUGCGCAACGGAAUUUUAAUGUUGAACUAGUGACUGAAAUUGAUUUGAUGGAAACAUGACGAGAGGUUCAAGCGGACCGGGUGCCCUGAACGCGUUUGUGCUUGUCGCAUUGGUGACAUUUUCAUUGGCGAAUGGGAAACAGUUUAUGUUUUAUGGACAAAUUGGUGAGAAUAAACCUACUGGAACUGUAGUUGACGGAGUUGCUUUAACAUUUGGGAACGACUGCAAGGGUUUAAAACUUGAGACAGAUUUACAAGGGGAGUAUGCGUCAGAUUUUCGUUUGGUUUACCAUCAAGGAAAACAUCAUCUCAUUUUGAAAUCCACCAAAACUUUAGACCGAGAGCUCAUAUCAUCUUAUGAUUUUAGAGCUGUUCUGUCUGGAUGUUUUCAAAGUGUAUUUUUGAUUGAAGUUGAGGUGCUCGAUUCAAACGACAACAUACCCAGUUUCACCAGUGUGAAUGACAUACGAGCAGUGAAUGAAUUGACUCCGGUCGGUUCCGAAGUGGCACGUUUUUAUGCGAAGGAUGGGGACGCUGGAAAAAACGGUCGAAUAACUUAUUACGCGUUCCCAAAAUGUGAAUAUAUCCACAUAGUUCCGCAAACUGGACAGGUAAAACUGGUUGAUUCACUCAUUGGUGUCUCGAACAUAACAGUACAAAUUUACGCAAAAGACAACGGAGAUGUUGCACUCAUAAGCAAACCGGUGACACUUCACCUUGAUGUGCGAAGACCUGCCCAAUCGAAGGUGAGAAGGCCACGAGCGGUAUCUGAGGAGCUUUUCUACACGGUGACAGUGUCCGAGGAUGUCAAAGUCGGGGACAUGAUCUUCACGGUACCGGACCAAAAGUUUGAGAAGAGAUGGUUCGAGGUGAUUUCGGAGGCCGACUCGCCGGUCCAGAUAGAGCGAGACUCGGGUCGCCUGUAUCUGGCGCACAGACUUGAGUCUCCCGCGGAGGUCAUGGUUAAGAUCCAAAAUCUCAGAGGUGAAGAGUGGUACCUGUGCAGGCUGACCUUGAGCAUGCCCAGCCUGGCUGAUCUCCAGUGGGGCAUGUUCCCCUACCCCUACCUUGCCUCUGUGGGGCCCGACGCAGCGCCCGGCUCUGUGGUCUACCGCCUGUCCGCCCGCCAACGAAGCGGCUCCCUAGGGAACGCCCAGUUCUUGCUCCUGGAUGGUGGCGAGCAAUCCUUUGAGGUGGACCGCAGCUCAGGGGAGGUGAGGACCACGGGACGACCCCUGACCCCUAGCAGGGAGUACAUGAUGCGCUUUCAGGCUGUGGACGCGCAAGGCAGGAAGGGUCCCCCUGCAACAGUGGCCAUCCUGGCAGGGUUCCGCCCUCCGCAGUUCACCAACACCUCCUACAUACUGAGCGUGCCCGAGAACACUCCAGUGGGACAGGCAGUUGCUGUGGUUCAGGCCAUCUCCUUCCAGAGGAAGACCCUGUCCUACAUGCUGCUGGUGAACCCAGGGAACCUGUUCUCCGUCAACCAGGGGAGCGGCGCCCUCAGCCUCACGCGCCUGGUGGACUUUGAGAGCGGACACACGCUGCACACGCUGCAGGUCCGGGCCUCCGAGCCCGACACCGGCCUCAGCGGGGUGGCCGAGGUGGUGGUCCACAUCACAGAUGACAACGACUGCAGCCCGGAGUUCCUCCACUCAAUAUACAGCAGGGACAACAUCCCCGAAGCCACCACCGCCCGCUCCUCACUGCUGCAAGUCCUCGCUCGCGACUGCGACACAGGUCUCAACUCCGAGCUCUCCUACUUCAUCCAGAGUCCGGACUUUGACAUCACUUCCAGGGGCGUGGUCAGUCCUAGCCAGAGGCUGGACUACGAGCGGCCCAAUCACAUGUACGAGUUUGUGGUGGUCGCGGUGGACAACGGGACUCCGCCACGCACCGGGACCGCCUCCAUACGCAUCCGGAUGGCCAACACCAACGACGAGUGUCCCGUCUUCUCCCAGACUGUGUAUAAGACCUUCCUGUCGGAGGACGCCGGCCCGGACACGCUGGUGGCCAUCGUCCACGCCAAGGACCCAGACGGCGACGGCGUCUCCUACGCCAUCACGGGGGGGAACGAGGACAGCAACUUUGAGUUGGACAACCAGAAAGGCAUCAUCAAGCUGCGGCGGAGCCCGCCGCCUCGGCUGCGAGGGCCCCAGUACGUCCUGAACAUCACCGCCACGGACGACAACGCCGCCGGCGGGCCCUACCCCCUCAGCAGCUCCGCCCAGGUUAUAGUCGGCAUCAACGACAUCAACAACAACAAGCCGGUUUUUCAGGAGUGCCACAACUACAGCGUGAACGCCGGCGUGCUGGAGAACCAGCCGCCAGGGACGUUCGUCCUGCGCGUGCACGCCCUCGACGCAGACAUGGGGGUCAACGGAGAGGUCAAAUACGGCAUCAUGCACCGCGACGGGACUUCCUCGGCCUUCGACAUCGACCCAGACACAGGUGUGAUCACCAGCACGGUGAGUUUUGACCGUGAGCGCCAGAGAGAGUACGCCCUCUCGGUCACCGCCACCGACAUGGCCCAGGAGCCCCUCAUCGGCAUCUGCCAGAUCACUGUGCUCAUCGCCGACCAGAACGACAACGACCCCAAGUUCGAGAACAGCCGCUACCAGUACUUCCUGCGCGAGGACACACCGGUGGGGACUAGCUUCCUGCGGGCGGCGGCGCACGACGACGACCAGGGGAGUAAUGCGGCCAUAACCUACUCGCUGUCAAGCCAGAAGCCGGCCUACCUACACAUCAACCCCAGUACAGGCUGGGUGUACGUCAACCACCCCAUCUCACAGACAUCGAGGAUCAGCCAGCAGAUCGUGGCCACGGACGGGGGCAACCGGAGCAGCUCGGUGGAGCUCACCGUCAUCAUCACCAACGUCCACAACCAGCCCCCCCAGUGGGAGCAGUCCGAGUACUGGGUCACCGUCCCUGAGAACACCGUCCGAGACGCCAAGAUAGUGACCAUAAAGGCAACCUCCCCCCUGGGUGACCCCAGAGUGACCUACAACCUGGAGGAGGGCCAGGUUCCUGAGACCAACAUGCCCGUGAGGUUCUACAUCAAACCUAACCGGGCCGACGGCUCCGCCUCUAUCCUGGUGGCGGAGAACCUGGACUACGAGAGCACGCGCUUCUUCACGCUCCGCGUCCGCGUCCAGAACGUGGCGGCCGUCCCUCUGGCCUCCUUCACCACGGUCUACGUCAACGUUACAGACGUGAACGACAACGUUCCCUUCUUCCUGUCCUCCACCUACGAGGCCACCGUGCCAGAGGGGGCUGAGAUCGGCACCUCUGUGGCCCAGGUCUCAGCCACGGACCUGGACUCUGGACUCCACGGAUUGAUCAACUAUGUGAUACUGAAGGAUGAGAGUGGAGACUCCCAGUACUUCAGUAUCAACUCCCACACCAGGGUCAUCCACACGCGGACCUCCUUUGACCGCGAACAGAAAGGCUCCUAUCUCAUCGAGGUCCAGUCGCAAGACAGCUCUGAGUCAGCCAGACCUGGACAGCAGGGUCAGCCUAACACAGACACGGCCUACGUCCGCGUCUUCGUGACUGACGUCAACGACAACGCUCCAGCUUUUGCACAGUCGGUGUACGAGGUCAGCGUCGAAGAGGACAAGGAAGUGGGCUUUGUCCUCAUCACCGUGACAGCCAAUGACGAGGACGAAGGUGCCAAUGCCAAGCUGCGCUACCAGAUCACGUCAGGCAACACCAUGGGCACCUUUGACGUGGAGCCCGAGGUGGGCACAAUCUUCGUGGCCCAGCCCCUGGACUACGAGAUGGAGCAGCGCUACGAGCUGAGGCUGGUGGCGUCCGACGGCAAGUGGGAGAACGAGACCAUGGUGGUCGUCCAGGUGGUCAACCACAACGACGAGGCGCCAGUGUUCGGCCAGACGGAAUACCACGCCCCCGUCACAGAGGAGCUGACCGAACUGCCCGUCUUUGUGCUAGAGGUCUCUGCCACAGACCCAGACCAGGAGGCAGACCAGAGUGCCUUGCGCUUCUCUCUCCACGGCCAGGGCGCCGGGAGCGAGUUCACCAUCGACGAGCGGACGGGCCGCAUCUACGCCCAGCGGCGUCUGGACCGCGAGGAGCGCUCCGCCUGGCGUUUCCUGGUCCUGGCCACGGACGAGGGCGGAGCCGGCCUCACGGGUUUCGCCGACGUCCUGUUGGAGGUCCGCGACGUCAACGACAACGCGCCGUUUUUCGCCUGCGCGGCGCUGGACGCCACGGGCUGCUUCGUGGGCCACGUGCCCGAGAACUCCCCCGCGGACACGUCCGUGAUGGAGAUGAGGGCCACGGACCUGGACGACCCCAAGGCCGACAAGAACGCCGUGCUGACCUACCGCAUCGUCCAAAACGUCCGCAACGAGAUCAACCUCAACCUGUUCUCCAUCAACCCUUCGACCGGAACCAUCUACACGGUUCUGCGGUCGCUGGACCGUGAGGUUGAAGACAGGUAUCUAGUCGUGGUGGAGGCCAGAGAUGGUGGGGGUCUUACCGGAACGGGGACGGCGACAAUCCUUGUUUCGGACGUGAACGACCACCCGCCCGUCUUCACCCAGAGGGUCUAUACUGCUCAGGUGGCUGAAGAGCUGAAGGUGAACAGUGAGGUGCUGGCUGUCUCGGCUACGGACGGAGACCAGGGUGAAAACGCCGUGGUCACCUUCAGUAUCGUCGGCGGCGACGAGGACAGAAAGUUCCUCGUCGAGACAGACAAGGUGAACCGGCGCGGAGUGAUAAGGCUGAAGAAAGAGCUCGACUUUGAGAAGCCCCACGAGCGGACCUUCAACCUGACGGUGAAGGCGGAGGAUGCCGACUUCUUCAGCCUGGCCUACUGUCUUGUCCAGGUGGAGGAUUCCAACGACCAUGCGCCCGUCUUCCUCCCGCAGUUCUAUGAAGCGCCGGCCAUGUCUGAGGACGUGCCGGUGGGCACCAUUGUGGCUCAAGUCUCCGCUGCCGAUCUGGACUCGGGUCAAAAUGGCCGCUUUUCAUACAGCAUUGCAAAGGAGUCUGAUCCAUACAGCCAGUUCCUGGUGGACCAGUCUGGGUGGGUGGUAGUGGCCGAUUCUCUGGACCGGGAAAAGGUGUCGCAACACAGACUCAUGGUUCUGGCCACGGACACGGGUAGCCUGCCUCUUACCGGUACCGCCAUCGUCAUGGUUACUGUGUUGGACAUCAACGACAACGGGCCCGAGUUUGAGGUUCCGUAUAAGCCUAUUGUUUGGGAGAACAUGGCGGCACCUCAAGCUGUGCAAAUAAACGAAACGUCCACGCUUCUCUACGCAGCCGACAGGGACUCCUCCUCCAACGGCGGCCCGUUCUCCAUCCGCCUCCUCAUGCUGACCUCGGACGCCACCAACUUCAACCUGACCGACCUGCGCAACGGCAGCGCAGCGUUGACCGCCCUCAGGACGUUCGACCGCGAACGCCAGAAAGAGUACCGCCUCCCGAUCCUUAUGAUUGACAGCGGCUCCCCUCCAAUGAGCUCCACCAGCACGCUGACAGUCGUUAUUGGCGACAGGAAUGACCACCCUCACUCACCGGGCCACACUGACUUCAUUGUUUACCGUUAUCAGGGUGUUCUCCCGACGACGCUGCUUGGACAGGUUCAAUCCCCUGACCUUGAUGACUGGAGCGAGAAGGUUUACCGCUUCGAAGGGAAACCUCCAAGGUUGUUCAGUCUGAACCAGCACUCGGGCCAGCUGAGCAUCAGAGAUGGGGCCCCGCGGGGCUCCUAUAGCCUGCAGGUACGAGUGUCCGACAAGACGUGGCCGGACGUCACCUCCACUGCAGAAGUCCUGGUCCUGGAGCUGGACCAACAGGCCGUCCUCAACGCUGGAUCUCUUCGUCUCUCCAACAUCACAGUAGAGGACUUCUUCAGCUGCUCGCCCGGUCAUGAGACCAGGUUCUCCCGCCUGCGUAGCCAACUGGCCGAGAUCCUCCAGACCCAACAAGAUAAUGUCCACGUGUUCUCCGUUGCCAACGGCAACCGACGGGGCGAACGCGAGGUCAACGUGUGGUUCUCUGCUCACGGCUCGCCGUACUACAAGGCCGAGAAACUCCACGGUAACGUGGUGGCGAAUAAGGCAAAGUUGGAGGCAGCCCUGGGACUGUCCAUCGCCCAGGUUGGGGUGGACGAGUGCCCGUACACAGACUGCAGCCAAUCAGGUGGCUGCAGCACCGCCGUCACCUUCAGCCACGCCCCCGUCGCCCUCAACGUCGGGAACACCUCCCUGGUGUCCCUCUCGGCAUCCUCAGAGGCCCGCUGCGGCUGCAAGGCCCGGGAGAGCCUGCACCUCGCCUGCUCCUCCUACCCAGCGAACCCCUGCCUCAAUGGGGGAACGUGUGUGGACAGCAACCUGGGAUACAGGUGUAAAUGCCCCCCCAUGUUUGAUGGCCCAGAGUGCCAGCAGACCAAGCACACCUUUAGGGGUCAGGGCUACGCCUGGUUCCCCCCCAUCAGGCCCUGCUUUCAGAGCCACAUCUCCAUAGAGUUCCUCACGGAGUCGGCCAACGGGCUGCUCCUCUACAACGGCCCGCUAGGCCCCGCCCAGUCAGGGGAGCAGGAGGACUUCAUCGCUCUGGAACUUCGUAACGGUGUUCCGGUCCUCACCGUCAGCCAUGGGUCAGGAACGUUGACGCUCCAGUUUCCGGCACGCUCCACAGUCACGGACCGCCGCUGGCACCGCCUCGACAUUGUCAGCGACGGCAAGGCAGUGCAGCUGAUCCUGGACCAGUGCUCCGGGGCGGUGGUGAACGAGGUGGAGGGUCUGGGGGUGGAGGUGUUGGAGAUGGACCAGUCUGGCUGCAAGACCUCUGGGGAGACCCCCGGCAAUCAGAGGUUCCUGAACGUGUACCAGCCUCUCCAGCUGGGGGGGGUGAAGGAGACCUCCCAUCACAGACACUACCGCAGCUACACUGGCUGCAUCAGGAACCUGGUGGUGGACAGCCAGGUGUAUGACCUGGCUGCUCCGGGGGAGAGCGUGGACAGCGCCCCAGGCUGCGGCCUGACCGACGGCGUGUGCAUGACCGCCGGCGGGCCUUCGUGUGGCGUGCACGCCACUUGCCUGGGCGAGUGGGGCUCCUUCAGCUGUGACUGCCGCCCUGGGUACAGCGGGCACAAGUGUGACAAGGCUCUACCAGAGUGGUCGUUCGACCAGGACAGUAUGCUCCGUUACCAGCUGAGGGGCGGCGGCAGCCCUCGCCGCACGCACCUCCAGCUCCUCCUCCGCACGCGCUCCGCCUCGGGAACCCUGCUCUCCAUGACGUCCCGCGAUGCCAACGAGUUCAUCAUCCUGGAGAUUGUAGACGGCCACCUGUCGGUGCGUGCCAACCUGGGCGACGGCUCUCACUCUCUGCAGCUGCCCAGCCAGCGGGUGGACGGAGGGCAGUGGGUGCAGGUCAGCCUGUAUCGCCACGACAACGUGUUCACGCUGCGUCUGCAGCAGGGCGGGGGCUCGCGGGAGGCGAGGGCGCAGCUGGGGGGCAGACGGGAGAUGGUGGUCCACCCCUCCAGCGUGUUGCUAGGAAACGGGCCCUCCCCCGGGCCUCACGGCGACUUCCAGGGCUGUCUGCGGGACGUGAGGCUGAACGGCCACGCCCUCCCGCUGGACGGCCAGAGUACGGAGUUUAGCACGGUGCUGGAGCGCAGGGGCGUGGCCUCGGGCUGCCACUCUGACUCCUGCAGCAGCAAGCCCUGCCGCAGCCCGCUCUACUGUGUGGACCUGUGGAGGAAACACCAGUGCAGGUGCCCCGGAGGCCAGGUGGUGGUGACGGACGAGCCGUCGGGCCUCCAGCGCUGCGCCCCCUCGCCCUGCGGCCCCGCCUCCUGCCGUAACGGCGGCACGUGCCAGGCGCUGUCGGUGGACAGCUUCCAGUGCCGCUGCGCCGAGGGCUUCAGGGGCCAGCGCUGCGAGGUGGGCCAGGUGAAGGCCCAGCGCCUGGCCGCCCUCAGCCCCAGCUCCAUCCUCGCCAUCAGCAUGUGUCUGCUGGUCUUCUUUGCUGUGCUGGUGGCAGUGACAGUGUGGAACCAGAAGGGCAGUCGCAGUAAGUUCCAGAAGCGCGGCGUCUACCACAUCCCGGCGGAGCACGAGAGCUGGGAGGACAUCCGCGAGAACAUCCUCAACUACAACGAGGAGGGAGGCGGCGAACAGGACCAGAAUGCCUAUGACAUCACAGAGCUGAAGAGGCCCCUGUGCUCCAGCCUGUCCCAAUCCUCCUCCUGCACCACCGCCCCCCUCAUCAAGUCCUCCCAGGGCUCCCAGGAGGAAGUCCACCCGGCUGGGUCAACGUGCAGCUCGGGAGCCCCCUACCUCCACAUCCCCCACCACCACCACCACCACCACGACAACCACCACCACACCAGCGAGGCCAGUGACGCUAACGAAGCUAGCUACGCUAACACGGGCUCCCACGGCCACAUGGACUUCAAGAGCUACGUGGCGCGCAUCAUCUGGGAGGCGGACAGCGACAGUCAGGCGCUCCCCCCGGACAGCUACCACGUUUGGUCCGUCGAGGGCGCCGGCUCCUCCGUCGGCAGCCUCAGCUCCCUGGGCUCGGCCAUCUCCCACGGCAACGUGGCCGAGGCGGAGGCUGGCCUGAGCCACGACAGGCUGUCCCUGUGGGGGUCAAAGUUCGAGGUUCUGAGCCAGAUGUACGAGCGUCCAGGGCUGAAUCUGACUUACAGGGAUGCGCUGAGUUACAGCCAAAGGAGCCACAGCCAGGACCAGCUGCCCCAGCCUCACUAGGGCUUUUUGGUCAAGCGCUCCCGCCAUGCACAGCAUAACCCCCCUGACUCGGUGUCUGCCCCCCUCGUGUCUGUGUGAGGUCCGUGAGUGCUGGCUGGUCCUAAAGGAAACAAAGCACAACUGAAAGGGGUUCCUGUUUCUCUGCCAUGGGUCUGCAUAUAAGCUUUACGUAGCAGGAGAGUUUACAGUUCUCAGUACUGAUAUGGGUUUAUUUAUUGGGUUUAUUUGUCUCUGUGAAACAUGACAUUGUAUUUAUUCUGUCUUUGAACUGACAUGGGAGUCACGUUUCUACAUGUCAGUCCUUUUCUUUUUUUGUAAUAUAUAUUUGAUCUACUUAGCAUCCUUUUGGAUUCUGAACCGUCGUGAAAUGUUUGUUUUGGGAAUAUUGUCACUGAAACCAGAGAUUCUUUGAGGAUAUUUUGAACAUUCCACCAUGACCAAAUUAUGUGAUGAGCAUUUCUGUUUGUGCUUUUGCUAUACCUGACUGAAAUGAUAUUUCACUAAUUCUGUCAAAACCAGAUAUUUUCUGUCAUACUUCAAAUGAGUUCUGCCACUUUAUUUCCUGUAUUUCAGCAGGUUUAGUAAGAAAUGUCUAUACGCAAAAUCUAUUUUAGAACUAUUUUUUACUUUUCUUUUCCUUUCAUCCAUGGACCUGUUGCACUAGUGGAUGACCGUUUCUCCAUUGAUACUGCAGGAUCCAUUUGGCAAAAAAAAAAAAAACUAAAAAGGUACAAAUCUUAAAUAACAAGAAUUAGAAAAGCCUGGUCUUCUCCCCGGGUGAUAUAAAACUUGAUCUCAGUAUUGCAAACGUGUAUGAUAAAAUAGAACAGUAUGUUUCCGAUAGAAGAAGUGACUUAUUUUUAUACUCAAAAACAGACAGUCCACCCCUUACUCGAGUCGUGUACUGUGUCGGUGUGUCUUCAGAGGGCAUGGUGGGCCGAGUGUUCUUUUCUGCUACUUCUAGCUCUAUGUUGGUUAUGCAGGCGACGCCAAUCAUUUGGGACAUCUCUUCUGUCUGUCGUCUCAGAGACGAGAGGAUGCAGUUUCCCCCAUGGGGUCGCUGUGACAAAGUCUGAUGAAUGUAUCGUGCUAGUGGAGCCAGGGAAUGUCCCCACGGGUAGAGCCUCAACGUUGGGAUUGUUCUAGAAAAGCAACCAUUACAAUCAGAAAAAUACUUAUGUUGAUAACUGUUUUAAAUGGGCACCAAUUGUAACGGUUCUAUGUUUGUUGCCAUCGUAGUAGAUAGGUUAGACAAGAUAACAUUGCUCUCCAAAACGGCUUCAUUAUUAAUAAUAUUGGUCCCUUGGGAGCCCUCGUCUGGCACAUAGAUCAUGUAUGUAAAGCAGUGCUACAAUCCUACUACAGCUGUUGGGGUAGGCUACAAAUGAUGACAUGGACCAUGUUUUGAUACACUCUCCUAAUUUUGUUUACUAUCUCUCCUCUCUCUCUCUCUCUAUUUCUAUUAACUUCCGAUUAAGACUUAUUCCACUUCUAUUUCAUUCUCCCCCCCCUCCCACACACACACACACAGACAAACGUGUUUUUCAGUCUUGUUUGUUGAGCAUCACCUCACCCUGUACCCAAUAUACAAGUGUCCCUUUAAAAAUCUGUACUUGAGCUAUGCAUCUGGAUCUAUCAUGACAGUGCCAUUUCAAUGCGUUUUUCUGCACCAAAUGUGAUCUAGAGUGACAUCAAUCGUGAAAAAGCUUAUCUAACAAACAGCUAUGCUGAUUUGCAUCAUCGAAUAAUUAAAACUCGUACACAAAUGCACACGCAUACACUUGUGUGGAGUCAUAGGAAGCUCUUUCCUCCAUGAGAACUAGCCCACAUGAACUCUGCAAGCCGACUCAACUUUGUCCUUUGUUAGUAUGUAUAUAUGAUGUACAUAUGUAUGUUUUUUAGCAACCUAACGAUAUUCCUUUUGUAUAUGACUUUUAAUAAAAACAAGUUUCCCCAAGGCA
Messenger RNA from Osmerus eperlanus (European smelt), 10832 nucleotides. Its product is annotated as neural-cadherin. Gene Ontology annotation, biological process: homophilic cell-cell adhesion. The transcript has 34 exons. Gene Ontology annotation, cellular component: plasma membrane; catenin complex. Bases 175 to 8871 code for a protein of 2898 amino acids. Lineage: Eukaryota; Metazoa; Chordata; Actinopteri; Osmeriformes; Osmeridae. Gene Ontology annotation, molecular function: cadherin binding; calcium ion binding. The record is from RefSeq and is a predicted model, not a curated record.